Molecule: messenger RNA, 884 nt
Organism: Psammomys obesus (fat sand rat)
Lineage: Eukaryota; Metazoa; Chordata; Mammalia; Rodentia; Muridae
Product: tetratricopeptide repeat protein 13-like
Exons: 8
Source: RefSeq, a predicted model, not a curated record
CGUGCUGGCCAGGAUUUCCCUGGCUGGGUCUGGCCUCGGUAGCUCCUUUUCCGUCUACAGAGUACUCUCGGUACCUGCAUGCUCACCUUGAUACCCCUCUGACGGAGUACAACGUUGACACAGACCUGCCGGGCAGCUUCAAGGACCACUGGGCCAAGAACCUGCCCUUCCUCAUAGACGGCUACGAGGAACAGCCUGGGCUACAGCCACACAUCAAGGAUGUGCUCCAUCAGAGCUUGGAAGGCUACAAGGCUGAAGUGCAGGAGCUGAUCUGUGUAGCUGACCGCCUGGGCUCACUGAUGCAGUACGAAACACCGGGCUUCCUGCCCAACAAGAGGGUACACAGAGCCAUGGGCUUGGCAGCGCUGGAAGUCAUGCAGGCCGUACACCGCACCUGGACCAACUCAAAGGUCCGCAUGAAUGGGAAGACGAGGCUGAUGCAGUGGAGGGACAUGUUUGACAUCGCUGUGAAGUGGAGAAGGAUCGCGGAUCCCGACCAGCCUGUGCUGUGGCUGGAUCAGAUGCCGGCUCGAAGUCUCAGCAGAGGGUUCAACAACCACAUCAACCUAAUCAGGGGUCAGGUGAUUAACAUGAGAUACCUGGAAUAUUUUGAGAAAAUACUUCAUUUUAUUAAAGAUAGAAUUCUUGUUUAUCACGGAGCGAAUAAUCCCAAGGGCUUGUUGGAAGUCAGAGAAGCUCUGGAGAAGGUGCAUAAAGUGGAGGACCUUCUUCCAAUCAUGAAGUUUAAUACCAAAACGAAGGACGGCUUCACCGUGAACACCAAGGUUCCCAGCCUCAAAGAUCAGGGGAAGGAGUAUGACGGAUUCACCAUCACCAUCACAGGAGACAAGGUGGGUAAUAUCCUAUUUUCUGUGGAAACACAA